CCUUCUUCCUCCCCCAUUCAGCUGAAGAAGCUGGACCUGGCAGCCGCCGCAGCUCACACCUUCUUUGUAGCAAACCCCACGCACCUGCAGAUGCGGGAGGACAUGGCUAAGUACCGACGGAUGUCUGGGGUUCGGCCGCAGAGCUUCCGGGACCUGGAGACGCCCCCACACUGGGCAGCCUAUGACUCAGGCCUAGAGCUCCUGGGGCGCCAGGAGGCAGGACUGGCACUGCCCAGGCUCGAGGAGGCCCUGCAGGAGAGUCUGGCUCAGGUGGAGAGCUGCCGCGCUGGCUGCGAGGGGCCUGAGGAGCAUCAAAGAGAGGAAGAGGAGGAAGGAGCUGGGAGCCAGGGGGGUCUCUAUGAGGCUAUAGCCGGGCACUGGAUUCGGGUCCUGCAGUGCCGGCAGCGCUGUGUGGAGGAAACAGCCACACGCCCUGGUCGAAGCUUCCCUGUCCCCGACUUCCUGCCCAGCCAGCUGAGGCGGCUGCAUGAGGCCCAUGCUCAGGUGGGGAAUCUGUCCCAGGCUAUGGAAAAUGCCCUGAGUGUCCUGCUCUUUUAUCCGGAGGAUGAGGCCGCCAAGGACGCUCUGAACCAGUACCAGAGCCAGCUGGGAGAGCCGAGACCCGGCCUGGGGCCAAGAGAGGACAUCCAGCGCUUUGUCCUUCGGUCCCUGGGCGAGAAGAGGCAGCUCUACUAUGCCAUGGAGCACCUGGGGACCAGCUUCAAGGAUCCUGAUCCCUGGACUCCAGCAGCUUUCAUCCCCGAGACACUGAGAGAAAAGCUCAGAGAGGAUCAAGAGCAGCGACCUUGGGACCAUGAGCCUCCACAGCCGAAGCCCUUGACUGACUGGAAGGAUGUCCUCCUUCUGGAGGGAGUAACCCUGACCCAGGAUGCAAGACAGCUGAAUGGGUCAGAGCGAGCGGUGCUGGACGGCCUGCUCACCCCAGCUGAGUGUGGGGUGCUGCUGCAGCUGGCCAAGGAUGCAGCUGAGGCUGGAGCCAGGUCUGGCUAUCGGGGCCGCCGAUCCCCUCACACCGCCCACGAACACUUCGAGGGGCUCACGGUGCUGAAGGCUGCACAGCUGGCCCGCGCUGGCGCUGUGAGCACUCAGGGUGCUAAGCUGCUCCUGGAAGUGAGCGAGCGUGUGCGGACCUUAACUCAGGCCUACUUCUCCCCGGAACGGCCCCUGCAUCUCUCCUUCACUCACCUGGUGUGCCGUACUGCCAUCAAAGGGGAGCAAGAGCAACGCAUGGACCUGAGUCACCCCGUGCAUGCCGACAACUGCGUUCUGGACCCUGACACGGGAGAGUGCUGGCGGGAGCCCCCAGCCUACACUUAUCGAGACUACAGUGGACUCCUCUACCUCAACGAUGACUUCCAGGGCGGGGACCUGUUCUUCACAGAGCCCAACGCCCUCACUGUCAGGGCGCAGGUUCGUCCUCGCUGCGGACGCCUUGUGGCCUUCAGCUCUGGUGGGGAGAACCCCCACGGUGUGUGGGCCGUGACUCGGGGCCGGCGCUGCGCCCUGGCCCUGUGGCACACGUGGGCACCUGAGCACAGGGAGCAGGAGUGGACAGAAGCCAAGGAGCUGCUUCAGGAGCCGGAGCAGGAGGAGGAGGAGGGGGACGAGGAGGAGGAAGAAACGCCCAGCAGAGACCCUUCUCCAGAACCCCCCGGCCGCAGGCCUCAGGGGGUCCAGGACAAGACUGGGAAGCCGCCUCGGGUCCGAGAGGAGCUGUGAGGGGCUGAGCUAGCUCCUCGGGGACGCGGCCACUUGACUCAUGAAGGGCUGCCUCGGUGCCAGGACCCACACGAGGGCCCCUGUGACAGGACCAGCACAGCGAGCGCUCUGUCCCUGCACCCCCACCGUCUUGGGGAUCACAAGGGCCAUCCAGCCCUGGGCUCAGAGGACACUGCACACACCAGCCUAGAACUCGUCCGGUCUGAGGAGUCAGGCCUGGCCCCAGCUGAUGGACCUGCAGCCCUAGGACAGACCGAGGACACGGUGCCUCCCUGGGAAGAAGUGGCCGGGGCAGGGCCUGACUGCUUCAGAUGAGGAGGAUGAGCGGGGAGAGUAAGCCCCGCCCUCCCCCAGCCUGUCAAUAAAGAACGUGAAGACCCUCAGCCGGG
Myotis lucifugus (little brown bat) is the source of this 2129-nucleotide messenger RNA. It is a transcript of the gene P3H3, whose product is annotated as prolyl 3-hydroxylase 3. NCBI's taxonomy places the organism in Eukaryota, Metazoa, Chordata, Mammalia, Chiroptera, Vespertilionidae. Gene Ontology annotation, cellular component: endoplasmic reticulum. The transcript is spliced from 14 exons. Gene Ontology annotation, biological process: collagen metabolic process. The record is from RefSeq and is a predicted model, not a curated record. Gene Ontology annotation, molecular function: L-ascorbic acid binding; iron ion binding; procollagen-proline 3-dioxygenase activity. The annotation marks the transcript as partial.